AUGGCUCGAAAAAAGCAUCAAACUUAUGAAGGACUCGGAACGAAAGCUCGCGAUAAACCUCCUGUGAAAAAAGGGUUAACCAAAAAGAAGAAAGAGCAAAAAGAUUUUCAAAAAGUCAAACUCAAAGCUGGUAAACUUCGUCCUAAAGGUGUCAAUGAAACAAAAUUAGAAUUUCAAUCCAAAGCUAUCCUCAUUCGUGAACAAUUACGUGAGGACGGAGCACCUGAAAGAAUACAAGAUAUUCUUCUUCGAUUACGCAAAGGUUCAGCAUCACAAAAACUAGCUGUUCUCGAUGCGUUGAAAACACGAUUACAAAACGAUGAAAUCAACUCCUGGUUACCAUCAUUGCAAUCCCUCAUGGAUAGUUGUACAUCUUAUCUUUCAUUGGAAAGUGUUAGUCAUUAUCGAUCAGCAUUGCAAUGUUUGAAGACGAUUUUUUCACGCGUUGAACCAGUUGAAAGUCUGGAUCCACUGAUGUCGUUAAUUUCUCAACGUUUAAUUUCAUUAAUGACACAUUUGAACGAUGAUAUUCGUGAACGAUCAGUUCCUGUACUUGAACUACUUCUUCAUCAAACUUAUUCAUCGAAUUUAUUGACAAAUCAUGCAUUAUCGAUUCUGGAAAGUUUGUUACAACAAUUGAUGAAAACAAGUCGAUCCGAACGGCAAUUCAUCAGCACAAUCGAUUCAACAACGGCAGGAAGCAAUAGUGGACAUGCUCGAUUACUUGAUUGUAUUGCACAACUAGUGAAUAUUAUAUUUGAUAAAUAUAAUAGCGAACAACCGAAUACAAAAGAUACCGAUGAAGAUGACGGACAGGAUCGAACAUUAUUUGAUGAGUUACACAGAGCAAAGCUUAAACCAUUUAGACUUGUUGAUCAACUUUUUCAAAUUCGUUCCGAUUCCCAAAUUCUCUCUCGUGUACUCGAUCUUCUUUUGAAAGUUCUCCUUCAAUUCUGGUCAGAAAUGCGUAUUCAUCUUGGUGAUCGUCAUCAUCAUCGCGAUGCUCUAUCAUGUCUAUGGUGUUGUACACGUAUCUUUCAUCGACUAAUGAAUUCGAUUUUAUCAAGUCAACAUUACACUGAACUUCAUUCUAUCAUUGCUCAGCAUUCAUCAUCCAUACACAAACAUUUGCUACAAAACUUUCCAUUCGAUGAACAUCAAGGUUCGGACAUUUUAUCAUCGAAACAAGUUCAACAGAAGAAUCUCACUGUUCGACGUUUAAACAUUCACAUUAUUGAUUUAUUAUCGACGCAAUUUCCUCGAAUACAAGAGCAAAUAACGAAAAAUUUAAAUCAAUCAUCAUUUCAAUUGAAAUCUGAUCAAAUGCAACCCUUACUUAACUAUAUGUUCGAUUUAUUGAAUAACAAUGAAAAUUUGAAUGUUCAUGAAACUAAAGAUACGUUAGAUUACAUCGAAAAAUGUAUUCGAUCCUUUCGAGAUGAUGCAAUCAUUCAGCAAUGUAUCGAUGGAAUCUCGAAAUACAUCCAAAGAUCGAUCAAUGAUCUGCAUACAAAUGCAAUUGCUUUUCGAAUCAUUUGUGAUAGUAUUUCAUUGAAAAUAGCCAAAUUGGAUCCUCAAUUGAUUACGUCGUUGCCAGCAGAUGAUAUGGUGUGGUUUGUUUUUCAAGUUUUACGCUCAUCGGAAAGUGAAUUCAAUAAGAAUGAACGAAAAGACAUCCUGGAACGAAUGACACAAAUCUUCUCAUUCGAACUCGAUCCUUUCUCGAUCGUACUCAACAAUAUUUGGAUCGAUUAUUUCGCGAUAUUGAAAGUCAGCACUGGUAUCGAACAACGUCUAUUAAUUACAUGGUUAUAUGGCAUCAAUGCAAAACAGCCAUUGAAUAAUUCAUGUUUAUUAAGCUUGCAACAAUACAUCCAAUGGUAUUGGUUAGAAUCUGAGAGUAUUCAUUUGCUAUUAGGUAUUUUACUUCGACAAUUUGAUCGUCAUGGCGAAAAUCUAUGUUCGAUGAAUGAAUUUUCGUUAUUUCUCCUUCGACUUCUCUUUCCUUCGUUCAAAAUCGAUGGCUAUGUCACAGAGAAGAUUACAGAUGUCGAUGCUAAUCGAACAUUCAAAUAUGGAGAGAUUAUUAUCAAUCAUCUCCAACAACUAAAAGUUCAUCGUGAUGAUGUGAUUGAAGCAUUAUGGAUUCGAAUUGAAAAUGCUUUUAUGAACAAUCGAAUAAAACAAUUGAAAUGGUUUGAAUGGACAACGAUAUAUUCGUUAAUUUCAAUCGAUAACGAAAUCUUUCCCAAUUCAAUUGUACAAAGUCGUCUCGGUGUUCAUCUUAUUCAAACAGUUCAACAACUUCCUCGUACUUCUGAUCAACAAUUCACGCAAUUUAUUGUAUCUCGUGUACGAACAUCGCCAGCAUUGAAACGAUUAUUGAAGGAAUGUCUAGCAUUGACAGGAAAUGAUCAAGAACUCUAUGCAAUGUGUAUAUCAUUGCUUGACUAG
Adineta ricciae is the source of this 2454-nucleotide messenger RNA. The record is from the annotation of a GenBank genome assembly. NCBI's taxonomy places the organism in Eukaryota, Metazoa, Rotifera, Eurotatoria, Adinetida, Adinetidae.